ACUCCAAAAAGUUAUAUUAUUCUCUAUCGCCCUCUCUUUCCCUUUGUCUCUCCCUAAUUGAAAACUUUUAUCAUAUGGCCAAGUCUAAAACCAUGAAGAAAAAGAAUAGUAUCAAGGUCGUCGUCGAGAAGUUGCAAAAGAGCCUAUCGCGAGGUCGAAAACCAAUUAAUGGGCAUUAUAAUGAGGAUUUUGAUGAAUUAGUGGACUCGACCGCGGUCCCGGAGGAUGUGAAAGAAGGGCAUUUUGCAGUGGUGGCGGUGGACGGGGAGAAGCCAAGACGAUUUGUAGUUCCAUUGAGUUGUUUGACACACCCUACGUUUUUGAGGCUGUUGGAGCAAGCAGCUGAGGAGUAUGGUUUUGAUCAUGAAGGUGCAUUGACAAUCCCUUGUCAACCAAGUGAGGUUGAGAAGAUUUUGGCUGAGCAAUGGAAGUUAGAGUCUAAAAGAGAUUCUAGAGAUGCAGUUACUUGGGGAACUUUGUGUAAAGCCAUCAUUCAAAGUUAUUGAAACAUCAAAAAAGGUUUAGAUUUUUUGUUUUUUUUUUCUUAUAAUUAUAAGGGUUAAUUCCUCUUGUGGAAAUUCCAAAAGUUUUUUCUGUUUGUAGUAUUUAAAUAUUAGCCUUGUGUUUAUUGUAAAAGUAGCAAUAAAGACAUAUGUUGUCGGUC
Cucumis melo (muskmelon) is the source of this 664-nucleotide messenger RNA. RefSeq names its product auxin-responsive protein SAUR50-like. The coding region runs from base 75 to 506 and encodes 143 amino acids. The record is from RefSeq and is a predicted model, not a curated record. Lineage: Eukaryota; Viridiplantae; Streptophyta; Magnoliopsida; Cucurbitales; Cucurbitaceae. Gene Ontology annotation, biological process: response to auxin. The transcript has a single exon.